Molecule: messenger RNA, 1128 nt
Organism: Torulaspora delbrueckii
Lineage: Eukaryota; Fungi; Ascomycota; Saccharomycetes; Saccharomycetales; Saccharomycetaceae
Gene: AVO2
Product: Avo2p
Exons: 1
Coding region: 1-1128 (375 amino acids)
Molecular function (GO): protein binding
Source: RefSeq, a predicted model, not a curated record
AUGCUAGGAGAUCCAUCGGUGCGAUUGCGAGAAGCCGUUAUAGAGGGGAAUUUACUGAUUGUCAAGAGGCUUUUAAGACGAUUUCCCUGUUACUUGACCAAUAUCGAUCCAACCAAUGGUUGGACUUCACUACAUUAUGCUUCAUAUCACGGUCGAUAUUUGAUAUGUGUUUAUCUGAUCCAAUUAGGUCAUGACAAGAGAGAAUUAGCGACCACUUUUAAAGGUAAUACUUGCGUUCACCUAGCACUAAUGAAUGGCCAUGAGCAAACUACGCAUUUACUUUUACAAUAUUUCCCAGGGUUUAUCGAUCGACCAGGUGAGCAUGGACGUGCUCCUAUUCAUAUCGCGUGUAUGCACGAUCAUUUCCAAUGUCUUAGCUUGCUGAUGGGAGUUGGUGCAAAAUUGGAUAUAACGGACGAUGAUGGUGAUACUCCAUUGCAUGUUUGCCUUGAAUACGGCAGUAUUCAUUGCAUGAAACUACUCCUAAUAGAUGGUGGGAUUGUGAACGAUAAUGCAAGGAACAAUCUCAAUUGGAGACCAAGUGAUGUUGCCGAAACUUUUGAGUUGGCAAAACUUUAUGCGAAAACACUGAAAGAGGCUCAACUUCCUGGAUUACCGAGGAAACCAAGUUAUAAUUCAUUUAGGACACCCGUCUUGACAUCAAAAUCAGUAUUUGACGACGGUCCCUCGCCAGUGUUGACAAUGAAUUCGCCUUACUCGAUAUACGCACAGACAGCCCCUAUACCACAAUUGCCCAGAAUUUCAACAAGUAGACGACCAUCGGCUGCGGUUAGCAUUAAAUCGCCUAUUGCCAACACAUCGUUUCAGUCAAGGUUAGCAUCGAAGGACUCAUCAUUGACCAGUUCAGGCUCUUCUCUAAACAAGAAGGAUACGCGCAAUAGUGUGAUCGACUGGCAACGAACUACGUCUUCAUCUGAAGUAUCACCGGAGAAGAGAGAGCCAGCCAAGAUGGAACUGCCGACUGACGGUGGCAGGCUAACGGGACCUCUUGCGAGAAACGGUUCACCAGUGGAUAGUAGAGAAAAGCCAUCGCCGCAGGAAGGGCGUAAAAGAAGGAUAUCGCUGCUGAACAUCCCAGUAGCCAAAUUACGGCAACAGGAAUCGUAG